AUGGCCGAUACGGUCAUCCCGGCGUUUAUGGAGAAAGAAGGCCACUAUGGAACCAUUUUCGAGAACCGCAUGCGGGCCGCUGGCUACCGGGGCGAAUGCAAAUACUAUGAUGUUUUUGAGGCCCAAGAGUAUCCCCCGAUUGAGCAGCUGACGUCGUCUGAUGCCGUGUUGAUCACUGGAUCCAAAAGCGAUGCCUGGAGCGAUGUGCCGUGGGUUGUAAAACUCACCGACUACACAAAGUCUAUUAUUGGGAAAUGCCGGGUCGUUGGAAUCUGCUUUGGCCACCAAAUUGUCGGCAGGGCUCUGGGCGCGCCCGUCGGCCGCGCUGCCGAUUGGGAAGUGAGCGUCUGUCCAAUGGACCUCACACCAGCCGGUCGUAGUCUACUCAAAAAUGUGCCCUCCGACAAGCUCCAGCUCAUCCAGCUGCACAAGGACCAAGUAUUCGAGCUUCCUCAGGAAACGGAGCUGUUAGCCAAGAAUGGUGUCUGUCCUAUUCAAGGCUUCUAUAGACCAAACAGCCUCCUAUGUUUCCAAGGACACCCUGAAUACACGCAAUACUUUAUUGAGUCCAUCUCGAAAACCCGCUUCGAGGGUGAUCGGCUGGAAGAUGUGCUUGCUCGAUCCGGAAAUCGUAACGACGGGCCCGCACUAAACAAAGAUAUAGUUCGCUUUAUCAAUGGCGAGUUUUAA
This is a messenger RNA of Wickerhamiella sorbophila, 690 nucleotides long. Its product is annotated as Putative glutamine amidotransferase-like protein C13C5.04. The record is from RefSeq and is a predicted model, not a curated record. Gene Ontology annotation, cellular component: nucleus; cytosol. NCBI's taxonomy places the organism in Eukaryota, Fungi, Ascomycota, Dipodascomycetes, Dipodascales, Trichomonascaceae. The transcript has a single exon. The coding region runs from base 1 to 690 and encodes 229 amino acids.